Messenger RNA from Eutrema salsugineum, 990 nucleotides. RefSeq names its product transcription factor bHLH61. Gene Ontology annotation, molecular function: sequence-specific DNA binding; protein dimerization activity; DNA-binding transcription factor activity. Gene Ontology annotation, biological process: regulation of DNA-templated transcription. Gene Ontology annotation, cellular component: nucleus. Lineage: Eukaryota; Viridiplantae; Streptophyta; Magnoliopsida; Brassicales; Brassicaceae. The record is from RefSeq and is a predicted model, not a curated record.
AUGGAAAUGGAAUUGACUGAAUCGAGAACGCAAGAGAGCAACAAUCUUGAAGGCAAUAAUGGCGAAUUCAUGGCGAUGGAGCAAUUCGUCCCAAGUGAAUGGAACUUGGAUUACAUCUGUUUAGACAACCUUCUCCAAGAAGACGACAACAAUGAUCACACUUUUUCUUCUCUGAUGGAUCUAAUCUCUCAGCCACCUCCAUUGCUUCAUCAACCACCACAACCGUCCAUCCCAUCCGCUUUCGACAAUCCUUUUCUCGAGACGUUUCAGGAUGUUAUAGAGUCUUCUUAUUGUCCUCCAUUGAUGCUUCCGGCUUCUCAAGGCGACAACAACAACAAUUCUGCACCAUUGAAGAAGAGUAAUAAGAAGGUUCAAGGUCAACCUUCGAAGAAUCUCAUGGCAGAGAGACGACGGAGGAAGCGGUUAAAUGAUCGACUCUCCAUGCUCCCCAUUGUCCCCAAAAUCACCAAGAUGGAUAGGACAUCGAUACUAGCAGAUGCCAUAGAUUACAUGAAGGAGCUUUUGGACAAGAUUAACAAGUUGCAAAAACUUGGAAGCAACUAUCACCUCAAGGAAAACGUCACUACAAACGAAUCUACGGUCAGAAACUCCCCAAAGUUUGAAGUGGAUCAAAUGGAAAUUAAUACGCACAUAGAUAUAUGUUGUUCUACAAAACCGGGCUUGCUUCUAUCAACGGUUAGUACAUUAGAGAUUCUAGGCUUGGAGAUUCAACAAUGUGUCAUUAGUUGCUUCGGUGACUUCUCGUUGCAGGCAUCUUGUUCAGAGGUUGCCGAGCAGAGAGGCUUUGUUACUUCUGAAGAUAUAAAGCAAGCACUGUUCAAGAACGCCGGUUAUGGAGGAAGAUGUUAGUAGAAAGUACAAUAGUACAAUAAAGUUGAAAGAUUGCUUAAUCUUGAAUAUUUUUGAUAAUUUGUUUGGUCUUUUCUUGUGAUGAUUGAUGAGUUUGAUUUUUCUUAAGGAAAUAUGUCU